AAGCAGAAGCUACCGAAGGACUGGCGUAUAGAGCAACACUCAAUACUGUAGCCGUGUGUGAAUAGAUAAUAUUGACAUCACAAAACGGCGUGAGUCAUCGCUUGAACGCCGAGGCGGUAAAGUGACCGAUUGUAGCACGGAUGAAACCUUAAUACUAAUUCAACCAAAUAACAUAACAGUUGAUCAAUAAGAUUGCAAAGUUGGCGCGCAAUUCGGGAGCGUCACCUGACUGAACUCGUCACAAAUCCCACGCCAAGCGUGAAGCGACUGCGAAGCUGCGUCGUGUCUUCUCAGGCAUAGGUAGCUCUCGAGUCUCGACUCUCGAGUCUUGCGCGAGGAGGCGAGCGCUCGACGUUUAUACGCUUGUGCAGCAUAGCCUUGUGGCGGUGCCGAUGCCACUAUUCGUAUAUCUCUGAGAAUAGUCUUCUCCUUAAGGCGGUCGAUUUUCGACGAGUGCUUGGCUCAAGAGGGACAGCACAUCAUUCCAAACUCGUAACUGCGUCUCUGUCCGCUCAAGCUGAAAUCGCGAGUCGAGUGCAGGCUCUGCAACGGAUAACCGCGCCAACGAGCUGCUCUCAUCCCUGGGUCUGAGGAAAGAUCCCACGAGCCGGCUACUUUCACUCUCUCCGACGAGCUUCAAUAUUUAGUACAAUUUAACUUUCUGUCACAAUGGCCGAUUCCAGUGAUUUGGAUCGGCAGAUAGAACAGCUCAAGAAAUGUGAGAUCAUAAAUGAGGCUGAGGUCAAAGCACUGUGUGCUAAAGCUCGUGAGAUUCUUAUUGAAGAGAGCAAUGUACAGCGAGUAGAUUCACCAGUCACUGUCUGUGGAGAUAUACAUGGACAGUUUUAUGAUCUUAAGGAACUCUUCAAAGUUGGUGGUGAUGUUCCAGAAACAAAUUACCUGUUCAUGGGAGACUUUGUAGACAGAGGAUUUUUCAGUGUAGAAACGUUUCUUCUUUUACUAGCACUUAAAGUCCGUUAUCCAGAUAGAAUUACAUUAAUUAGAGGUAACCACGAAUCAAGACAGAUUACUCAAGUUUAUGGUUUUUAUGAUGAAUGUCUUCGCAAAUACGGUAGCAACACAGUGUGGCGUCACUGCACAGAAAUCUUUGAUUACCUUUCUCUGUCUGCAAUCAUUGAUGGAAAAAUCUUCUGUGUGCAUGGUGGUCUUUCCCCCAGUAUACAAACUCUUGAUCAAAUUCGUAUAAUAGAUAGAAAGCAAGAAGUUCCUCACGACGGUCCUAUGUGUGAUCUUUUGUGGUCGGAUCCCGAGGAGACCCAAGGCUGGGGCGUUUCACCACGUGGAGCCGGAUAUCUGUUCGGUAGUGAUGUCGUCGCUCAGUUCAAUUCAGCAAACGACAUUGAUAUGAUAUGUCGAGCACAUCAACUGGUAAUGGAAGGAUACAAAUGGCAUUUCAACGAAACUGUACUUACCGUAUGGUCGGCACCGAACUACUGUUACAGAUGUGGUAACGUGGCAGCUAUAUUAGAACUGAACGAACAUUUGCAAAGGGAUUUCACGAUAUUCGAGGCAGCCCCCCAGGAGAGCAGAGGAACCCCUAGCAAAAAGCCCCAAGCCGAUUAUUUUCUGUGAAGUAUUGAUUUGAACCAAAAUUAUUAUGUCAUUUUUUUAGAUAAAAUUUUUUAAAAGACGCCAUACAAUUUUUAUGGAAAGACGUUUCAUCAAUUGUUUAAAAUACGUAAUUUUAAUGACGACGAGAAAAAGCAAGAAUAUGGAAAUGAAAAACAUUCAACACCAAUAAAUUACUGUAAUCCACCCCGGGCCUAUUCACAUGAUAAUUUAUAAUUUUUUUUUAUAUAAAGAGAUUAAUUAAAAUGUUGAAAAAAC
Nasonia vitripennis (jewel wasp) is the source of this 1848-nucleotide messenger RNA. It is a transcript of the gene Pp4-19C, whose product is annotated as serine/threonine-protein phosphatase 4 catalytic subunit. Gene Ontology annotation, cellular component: cytoplasm; nucleus. The record is from RefSeq and is a predicted model, not a curated record. Bases 670 to 1593 code for a protein of 307 amino acids. NCBI's taxonomy places the organism in Eukaryota, Metazoa, Arthropoda, Insecta, Hymenoptera, Pteromalidae. Gene Ontology annotation, biological process: double-strand break repair via homologous recombination; peptidyl-serine dephosphorylation. The transcript is spliced from 7 exons. Gene Ontology annotation, molecular function: protein serine/threonine phosphatase activity.